GGCGGGAGAUUUAGUGUGCUAGAGCCAGGUUUCCCAUCCCCCCAGCCGGUCCCUGGGGUUCUCCUGUAGGAUGUUCGGGCGACGUUUCUAAGGAUCUGUCGGGGUAGGAGCUGCAGUUCCGACGGCGACCCCCUAAAGGAGGCCGGGGGAGGUCGGGGCAGCGGCUGGCGGUGAGCGGGAGGCGGCGGUGCGGCUCGCCUCGCCUGUGUUGCGGGCUGUGAGGAUUCUCCACUCAAGUUUGCCAGCUGCAGAAUGCAAAGCACCUUGAAAGGUUGGCAAUCAUGAGCACACUGGAGCUAAAGGAAGAGAAGAUGCUGGAGGUCCGGUUUGUGGGAGAUGAUGAUGUUCUUAACCACAUUCUGGACAGAGAAGGAGGAGCUAAGAUGAAAAAGGAGAGACCCCAGCUUUUAGUCAACACAAAGAAGAUAAUCAAGAAAUCAGAAUGUGAUGUGGAAGAAGAUGAGAAGGAAGUCCUAAAAGAUCAGAACUAUGUGGACAUUUUAGGACAAGAUGUUCAAGAAUCUUUGAAAAAUGGCUGUGCUGUAGACGGUGGGAGUAAAGUGUACACAUUUCAGAACAGAAAGCACUCUGAGAAGAUGGCUAAACUAGCUUCUGAACUAGCAAAAACACCGAGGAAAAAUGCUUCGUUCAAUGUGAAGAGUGAUCCUGAAUUGAUGACAAACGUUCCUCAAAGUAGCAAGGGGCAGUCUGCUUCAGAAGAAGUCCAGUCAAAGAACAAUGACAGAAAUGAACUUACGUCAACAGUACCUUAUGGUUUAAGGAAAAGAUUAAUAGUUGCCAGAUCUCAUACUGACAGUGAAAGUGAAUAUUCUGCUUCCGACUCAGAGGAUGAUGAUGGGGGGACAGAGGAACAUGACGAGGACGUCAGGGAAGUCACACUGGGCCCAAAGAGUCAGACUCAGAACAGAGUGGCCUCAGCUCCCAUUUCCAAAGGAGUACCUUGUAAGAAAAUGAAAAGAGAUAAAACAAAUGACUUGGUAGAAGAAUAUUUUGAAGCUCAUAGCAGUUCAAAAGUUUUAACCUCUGAUAGAACACUACAGAAACUAAAGAGAGCUAAACUGGAUCAGGAAACUUUACGUAACUUACUGAGCAAGGUUUCUCCUUCCUUUUCUUCUGAACUUAAACAACUAAAUCAACAAUAUGAACAAUUAUUUCAUAAAUGGAUGCUACAGUUACACCUGGGGUUCAACAUCGUGCUAUAUGGUUUGGGUUCUAAGAGAGACUUACUAGAAAAGUUUCGAACCACUAUGCUGCAAGAUUCCAUCCACAUUGUCAUCAAUGGCUUCUUUCCUGGAAUUAGUGUGAAAUCAAUCCUGAAUUCUAUAACAGAAGAAGUAUUCAAUCAUGUGGGUACUUUCCGCAGUUUACUGGAUCAGCUAGACUGGAUUAUAAAGAAAUUGAAAGAAGAUUCUACCUUAGAACUCUUUCUUCUCAUCCACAAUUUGGAUAGCCAAAUGUUGAGAGGGGACAGAAGCCAGCAAAUUAUUGGACACUUGUCAUCUUUACCAAACCUCUACCUUAUAGCAACUAUUGAUCACCUCAACGCUCCUCUCAUGUGGGAUCAUGCAAAGCAGAGUCUUUAUAACUGGCUCUGGUAUGAAACGACCACCUAUAACCCAUACACUGAAGAGACCUCCUAUGAAAACUCUCUUCUGGUGAGACAGUCCGGAUCGCUACCACUCAGUUCCCUCAUUCAUGUCUUACGAAGCCUUACCCCUAAUGCCAGGGGGAUUUUCAAGCUGCUGAUAAAGUACCAGCUGGAUAACCAGGAUAACCCUUCUUACACAGGACUUUCUUUUCAAGACUUUUACCAGCAGUGUCGGGAGGCAUUCCUUGUCAAUAGUGAUUUGACACUUCGGGCCCAGUUAACUGAAUUUAGGGACCACAAGCUUAUAAAAACAAAGAAGGGGACUGACGGUGUUGAGUGUUUAUUAAUCCCUGUUGACAGUGGAACAUUGACUGAGUUCCUGGAAAAGGAAGAAGAGUCUUGAAGCAGUUCUUCAUUCUUGAAUCUUCUGUGGAAGGGUUGUUGUACCCAGCUGCCACUCCUUGAAAGUGUCACGUUUACAUCCAACAUCAGAUUGUUUUUCCUUUGAGAAAGAUUUUACUAUCAGGAGGUUCCGGAAAUGUCACCGAUCCGCACCGUGGUUGGCCCAGCUGGUGUACCAUCCUGGUACUAUGCAGUGGUCCUCGCACUGGAGGAAUGUGCCUUUCAGUCAUUACCUCUCCAGAGACUUGCUGGGGUGGGCGUUGUGCUCAGGGAUUACCUGGAACUGGAUGGUCUUGAUUUGUGUUUUUUUUUUAAACUAGAGGUGAUUUUACUCAUUUUCUAGGGCCUUUUAGCACUCUUGCAACAGACUGUCUGCAAAUGUGACUGAUCACAGAGUAUGAAAGUAUACUCACAUUGGCCCUGCGCAGAUUGCUGUCUAUGUGUCCAAAAUGGUGAGUGUAUUGGAGAAGGCAGUUGGCCUCUUCCUGUUUGGGAAAUGACUUAACAAAACACAGAGACAGGACAGCAGCUGAUGGAGCCGUCUUCUCUUAGAGGAAAGGGCAAGGCACUACUCAGUAGGAAUAAGUGGAGAGAACACAGCAAAUUCACAGAAUGUAGACCGAGCCUAGAAAGCACAUGAAACACUAGAUUGGGGCACACAGAGUUCACGUCUGUGCAGUCACCUUCACAAUGUGAGUGAGAAGCCAGGAUAGAGAAAUACAGCCCUAAAUUAACACUUGAGUCAUUAUUUUCAAAGCAACAGAAAAUAAAAAUUUAUUCUUGUACAUUGUCCUAUUUUUCUCAAGUAGUGCAUUAAUGGCUGGCAUUAAAUUGGUGUUAAUUUCUCUGUUAUGUAGACCUAACAAAGUCACUUUUCAGAUAUUUUUGGGUUUUUCUUCAAGUGACAAUUUCAAGCCUCCUGAACGCUUAAAGGAGACUUUCUUCUUACAAAAGAAAGAAAAGAGGAAAAAAAAUAAUUAAAAAAAUCUUAGCCACUGUAGUCAGCUUACUGCUACCACAUACUCCCUGAAAUAUUCCAUACUUAGAAAUGAGAUUCCUUGUUAAGGUUUCACUAAUGUGUACAGCAUCACCAUUUUCCACUCAUUUCACGCCUUGUACACCUUUUUCAUAAAAAGCCCCAAAUGGGGGCCAGGCGGUGGUGCAGCAGGUGAAGCACAAGGACCCACGCAAGGAUCCUGGUUCGAGCCCCCAGCUUCCCACCUACAGGAGGGUUCCUUUGCAAGCGGUGAAGCAGCUCUUCAGGUGUCUUUCUCUCCCCCUCUCUAUCUUCCCCUCCUGUCUCAGUUUCUCUCUGUCCUAUCUAAUAAAAUGGCCACCAGGAGCAGUGGAUUCAUAGUGUAGGCACCAAGCCCCAGCAAUAAAAAUAAAGGCAAAAAAAAAAUUAAAGAUAAAAAAUUCCAAACUACACAAGUUUAAUAAUCAUUUAUUUGUGACAUAGAACUAUAUAUCAAAUCCAUGUUUUAAAGGUUUGUGUGUGUGUGUGUAUAUAUAUAUACAUAUAUGGUCUUCAAUAUAAUUACUUAACAAUAUUGCAACAAAUUUGGUCGUGAAAGUGAUUCUAAAAAUGUUUUUAAUUGCACCAAAGGAAGUUCCACGCAAAGUGAGUUUCCUUCUCAAAUCCAGUUUCUUGGGUAGCCAUUGAUAGUGGUUUAAGUAUUCUUUCAAGAGGUAUAUAUGUCAUGCAAGGAUAUUUGUAUAUAUUUCUCCUUUACCGAGCACAAAUGGUAACACAUGAUACUUGCUUUUAUUUUCCUUUUUCUUACUCCAGUUUAUAGUAGCUUACUGAAAAGAAUAUCAAAAUCUUUAAUGGCCUAAUGUAAAUUUUGCAUUUGCUUAAAUAACUACUGGUUUAUUUUUAUAUUUCUGUGUCUAUACUAUUUUCAAGCAGGAUGUAUCAGUCUUUGCUCUUAAUAAAUGAAAAUUCAAUUUGAAUAAAA
Erinaceus europaeus (western European hedgehog) is the source of this 3969-nucleotide messenger RNA. RefSeq names its product origin recognition complex subunit 2 (gene ORC2). Lineage: Eukaryota; Metazoa; Chordata; Mammalia; Eulipotyphla; Erinaceidae. Bases 282 to 2012 code for a protein of 576 amino acids. Gene Ontology annotation, cellular component: nuclear origin of replication recognition complex; nucleus. The transcript is spliced from 18 exons. Gene Ontology annotation, biological process: DNA replication. The record is from RefSeq and is a predicted model, not a curated record. Gene Ontology annotation, molecular function: DNA replication origin binding.